CACCAGCUAUGAGCUCCAAAAUGUCAUCACUAUUUCGAGUUACUGAUAGCGAGCAUCAGCCCAAGUUAUCAAGUGUUGAGUUAGUCGCCAGCUGCGAUUCUCAAACAAACAGAAGCUUCGCCUUCAGUGAAUUGGUCAGGCUCCAAAUAUGUGGCUGUUUAUAUUAGUUCUUUUGCUCCUGGUGAUCCUCAGCCUAGAGAUGUGGCGAUUUAUGAGGAACAUGAAAACGAUUCCGGGACCUUUGCCUCUGCCCCUGCUGGGCAACGCACAUCUAUUUUUCGGUCUCACGCCGGCAGAGGCGUGCCUAAAGAUCGGGGAACUGGCGGAGAAACACGGCGAUACCUUUGGCCUAUUUCUGGGUCCAUCCUACAGCGUUAUGUUGUUUAAUCCGAAGGAUGUGGAACGGGUUUUGGGCAGCACACAACUGCUGAAUAAGUCUCAGGAGUACUCCUUCCUCGGACGAUGGCUGAACGAAGGCUUGUUGGUCAGCAACGGUCGCAAGUGGCACCGCCGGCGCAAGAUCAUAACUCCGGCUUUCCAUUUCCGGAUUCUAGAGCAAUAUGUGGAGAUCUUUAAUAGGCAAUCCCUGCGUCUCGUAGAAGAGCUAGGCCUGAAGAAGAGCAGAGGCCAGGAGGGAAUCAACCUGGGUGAGGCCAUUCACCUCAGUACGUUGGACGCUAUUUGUGAAACCGCCAUGGGUGUCUCCAUUCAAGCCCAAUCCAAUGCCGAUUCCGAAUAUGUCCAGGCAGUAAAGACCAUAUCAAUGGUGCUGCACAAGCGGAUGUUCAACAUCCUGUACCGAUUUGACCUUACGUACAUGCUCACCCCGCUCGCGAGGGCGGAGAAGAAAGCCUUGAAUGUGCUCCAUCAGUUUACGGAGAAGAUCAUUGUGCAGCGCAGGGAGGAGAUCAUCCGAGGUGGAAACAAUCAGGGAAGCAGUAACGACGACGCUGAUGUGGGUGCCAAGCGUAAGAUGGCCUUCCUUGAUAUACUUCUGCAAUCGACCAUCGACGACCAGCCACUGACCAAUCUGGAUAUCCGCGAAGAGGUUGACACCUUCAUGUUCGAAGGUCACGACACCACCUCUUCGGCACUGAUGUUCUUCUUCUAUAACAUAGCCACCCAUCCGGAAGCACAGAAGAAGUGUUUUGAGGAGAUCCGAUCCGUAGUGGGUCAGGAUAAGAGCACGCCCGUAACAUACGAGCUCCUCAACAAACUGCACUACGUUGAUCUUUGUGUGAAGGAGACCCUUAGGAUGUAUCCCUCCGUUCCACUGCUGGGGCGUAAGGUCCUCGAGGAUUGCGAGAUAAAUGGAAAACUUAUUCCGGCCGGCACUAAUAUUGGCAUCUCACCGUUGUAUCUGGGAAGACGGGAGGAGCUCUUCAGUGAGCCCAAUAGCUUCAAGCCGGAGCGAUUCGAUGUGGUCACCACCGCCGAGAAGCUCAAUCCUUACGCGUAUAUCCCGUUUUCGGCAGGACCUCGGAACUGCAUUGGCCAGAAGUUCGCCAUGUUAGAGAUCAAGGCCAUCGUGGCCAAUGUCCUGAGGCACUACGAGGUGGACUUUGUGGGUGAUACUUCAGAGCCGCCGGUUCUUAUUGCCGAACUCAUCCUGCGCACCAAGGACCCGUUGAUGUUCAAGCUGCGGGAGCGUGUCUACUGAACCACAAACUCACACUUUAUUAUUCUAUAAAAUAGAAAAUAAAUAACUGAAAUUAUGAGAA
Messenger RNA from Drosophila eugracilis, 1721 nucleotides. RefSeq names its product cytochrome P450 4d1 (gene Cyp4d1). Gene Ontology annotation, molecular function: iron ion binding; oxidoreductase activity, acting on paired donors, with incorporation or reduction of molecular oxygen; monooxygenase activity. The transcript is spliced from 3 exons. Lineage: Eukaryota; Metazoa; Arthropoda; Insecta; Diptera; Drosophilidae. The record is from RefSeq and is a predicted model, not a curated record. Bases 149 to 1660 code for a protein of 503 amino acids.